This is a messenger RNA of Penicillium canescens, 867 nucleotides long. Its product is annotated as succinate dehydrogenase assembly factor 2. The transcript has 2 exons. NCBI's taxonomy places the organism in Eukaryota, Fungi, Ascomycota, Eurotiomycetes, Eurotiales, Aspergillaceae. Gene Ontology annotation, biological process: protein-FAD linkage; mitochondrial electron transport, succinate to ubiquinone; mitochondrial respiratory chain complex II assembly. Gene Ontology annotation, cellular component: mitochondrion. The record is from RefSeq and is a predicted model, not a curated record. The coding region runs from base 1 to 867 and encodes 288 amino acids.
AUGGUCAUGACACGCUGCAUCAAUCGCCUCGCGCGGCCAAUGCCAUCCUCGCUGAGCUCGAUCUCAAGAGUAAACCGUCAAUUCGGCACAUCAGCUCUACGCCUCAAAGAUCGCAGCAACACAACAGAUGAACACCGCGCGAACCAGUCCCAAAAGCCGCCCAACCAGUUCGUGCCGAACACUACCUCCACUAUGACAAAGGAUUACCCCAAUGUCGGCGAAAAGCCCGCUCCUCCGGAGAUGCUGAACUCUGUCGAGCCUAACUAUCGGCCUGCCGAUCCCUAUCCCGGAAGAAUCGAGCAUUUCACCGGUGGACGCCAGGAUAAUGGUGCGCAGAAGCCUGAGCUUGGUGUUGGUGAAAUGGAGGGUAUUACUUUCAAGGUUGAGCCUCUGAAGAGAACCGGGGAGGAUGUCACGACAAAGAGGGCGCGCUUAUUAUACCAAAGCCGCAAGCGCGGAAUCCUCGAGUCAGACUUGCUCCUGUCCACUUUUGCCGACGUCUACCUGGCCAAGAUGGACCACGACCAGCUUGUCGAGUACGACCGUUUCUUGGACGAGAAUGACUGGGACAUCUACUACUGGGCGACUCAGGAUGCCCCUAUUGAUACUUCUCCCAAGGAGGAUCAAGUCACCGAGAACUGGAAAGAGACCGGUGCUAAGAGCGGUGAAUGGGCGCAGACUAUUGGCGCUUUCAGAGCUGCUUACCGACCUGUUCCUCAGCGCUGGCAGGAGUCUGAGGUGCUGAAAUUGCUCCGAGAGCAUGUUCGUGAUAAGAGUGCCACUGGCUUCGAGAAGGCCAAGAAUAAGAAGACUGGGGGUGGUCGAGGUCUGGGGAGAAUGCCUAAUGUCCAAGUAUUUAACUCCUGA